AUGACUGCAAGCAACCACGACCUGCCAGGACAAGCCCCCCCGAGCUCAGAAACGCUUGUAUCGGACCUCCGAGCACUUGCCUUGCUGCUUUCAGUGCACACUCCCAAACAGCUCCAUUCGGCCCUGAUUCCCACUUUACAGGAGCUUUUAAGCAAAUGCAGAGCUUGCCAACAACAGAGGAACUCACUACAAGAGCAAGAAGCCAAAGAAAGGAAAACUAAAGACGAUGAGGGAGCGACUCCUGUGAAGAGAAGACGGGUCAGCAGCGACGAGGAGCACGCCGUGGACAGCUGCGGCGAGAUCAAAGCCGAGCCCCGCGAGGCGCUGACCCCGACGAGCACGUCGGAUAACGAGACGCGGGACUCCUCCAUCAUCGACCCGGGCACGGAGCAGGAUCCCCCUUCCCCCGAGAACGGUUCUGUCCGAGAGUACAGAAUGGAGGCGCCACCUUCGUUUUCGGAAGACGUGACGUUAGGCGCCCGCUCGCAGCGCGCGGAGGAGCAGCCGGGCGGCGGCAGAUGCGAGGAGCGCAAGGAGUUUAAGGAGCUGCAGACUCGCAAGGACUCCCCGGGGCCCGAGGAGGACCCGGAGUUCCCUUCCACGUCCAUUUCUGCCGUUCUCUCCGACCUCGCGGAGCUGAGGAGCUGCGACGGCCGAGCCUCACCCGCCCAGGACCCGGAGAGCGCGCUGGCGAUGGGCUGCGGCCACUCCCGAGGACUCUUCAGUCACGUGCAGCAGCACGACGUUCUGGACAUCCUGUGUCGGACCAUUGAGUCGACGAUCCAUCUGGUCACGAGGAUCUCCGCAAAAGGAAACCAAGCCGCUUCUUGACAUUAGCUGGAGCAUGGCUGCUUUUAAGCCCUUUUGUUUUCCUUCCCCUCCAAACGCCGUUCGUCUGAGUUCCGCCGGUUUCCGUUCCGUGCUUGGGUUUGUCCAGUGCUCUCUGCUCCGACGGCGAGACAGAUUGCUCCGCUUCCUUCCUGCUCCGGCGGGACUCCAGCUUUUUACCCUCUCUUUUCCUUUUGUUUUGGGUUUUCUUUGCAUCUACACUUUCUCCAAGGGCAAUCAGAUAAUGGGUAUGUUUUAUGUAAUUAAGAGUUCACUGUAGUGGCUUUCAUUUAAUAUGGCUGUCUGGGAGAACGGGGCCCCCUCGCCCUGGACGAUGUAAUUUAAACUUAUGGCAUUUUUACUGUGUAUAAUAUGGUGUCCUCUGUGCCAGUUUUGUACCUUAUAAUAGAGGCAGAUUGCCUCAGAUCGCUGUGGUUCUUAUUAUCAAAAUUAAGUUUACUUGUAUACUAAACAACCACAAGGAAUUUGAUUCUGUAAAGAAUCCUCUUUAGCUGUGGCCUGGCAGUAUAUAUAUGGUGCUUUAUUUAACAGGAUACCUGUGGAGGAAAUAAAGCACACUUGAUGUAAAGUUAAUUGUUUUAUUUUUAUUGACAUGAUCGAUUGCUAUUCUGUGCACUUCAUUAAACUGAUUGUGAUGACUUUUCAUUUGUUUACAA
Molecule: messenger RNA, 1505 nt
Organism: Colius striatus (speckled mousebird)
Lineage: Eukaryota; Metazoa; Chordata; Aves; Coliiformes; Coliidae
Product: ubiquitin carboxyl-terminal hydrolase 34-like
Exons: 4
Coding region: 1-831 (276 amino acids)
Source: RefSeq, a predicted model, not a curated record